GCUGUACAGCUGGGCGCCAGCUGAUAGAAAACCGACAAGAAAAGUCAAUAAUAGGAACGCUAUCUACGUUGAUAAAAUAUUGAAGCACUUGUGUAUAUUAGUAUUUUGUGAUGAACAGGUGAACUUUUAUUACUUUUUAAAAUGGCACAACAGAAUCUUGCUGUUAAACUAUGUGGAGUGCUUCAAGCGCAAAGCCAAGAAGAGAUAACCGCACGGGAAUGGCGUUUAAUAGGCCAAGAGCAAGAUGGAUCUCAAGUUUUUACUUGGGUGUCGAAGAAAAAUGAAAGAGAAGUCAUGAAUAUAGGCGUGUAUGCAAAUAGCACAAAAACUCUUAAUGUAUUACAUACAUUUGAUGAGAAAUUAAAUAUAAUACAAGCCUCUGUGAAUUCUACGCACAGCUUACUUAUUUAUGUUGUUAAAAUACUCCCCAAAGAAGAUGACAAUAUUAAAGAAGCUUUAUAUUGUCCAUACUUGAUAUCUUUGCUUCCCGAUAAAAUAAGCGUCCCCGAGGAAAUUGAGGAAAGCUCCAAUAGGCAGAUAAUGGUACAAUAUAUAUAUGGGAAAAGUAAUAAAUAUAGCCCUGGUAUUAGGAAUGAUAGAUUUUUAUUGUUCAAACACUUGGAAUAUAUCAAGAUAUACAGGACACCGAUGUUUUUGAAUGAAUGCGACGAUGGCACUGAGAGAUGGGGUUUUGAUGGCAUCUACCCUGAACCAGAGACUAUCGUGAAAGUGUUCUCCUGGGCGCAGUGGGACUGUGUCAAUCAGGUGCUGUUCUACAUUCACUACCGUCAGCCGGCGCAGAGCUUCGCAGAAGGUGAAGAAGUCAAGUCGCCGAGCGAAUUGACGCCUACGCUCUCAGCGUUGCAGUUUCACGCCGAUUUGCCUCACGAGACUGUGUUGAACAUUCCGCUGAGCCUGGGGCAGGCGGCGGGCGCCGGCUCUGCGUGCGGCUCGUACGAGGACGACCCGCUGCCGCUGCGCGUGCACGACUGCGGCCUCGACCUGCACAUAGUGUGCGACGCGCGCGGUCUACUCGCCAUCUGCCACCACUACCUCUACAAGCCUUUAGACGAUUCCACCACGUCCUUGGUACUAGAAGACAGCGCGGAACUGAAAGAGUCGGGUGUGAACUUUGCAUACUCCAUCACCCUUUUACAUCAUGGUUGUGUAGUGCACAGUGUGGUGCCGGAUCUGCCCUGGAACCUCGCGAAGUCGCUCCGACCUUCCUACACACUGUACGAAGACAAUCAUCUUCUGGUGAACAUACCGAUGCUCUUCACCCAUUUGAUAGACAUCAGUUUACACCACGAGCCUUGUUCUCACAUCGUCAUUCCUGUAGAAGAGACUGAAAGUGGGCCCAGUCUCGCUCCACUGCUAGGGUGGGGAGUCCACGCCAUGGUGGACUUGAAUACGUUGGACGUAGUUACAAUGAAUGUAGCUGAAAAGGAUUUGGUGGCGACGUUCAAGAGUAACACGACGGUGGAAAACAAACUUGCGAUUAUACAUUACUUGAUACAGCAUGAGGGGAAUCUGGAAUUAGCUGAAGAGUUGGUGUCGUGGCUGUGCGUGAACCAGCGCGAGGGCCUGGGCGGGCUGCAGCGCGUGCUGCAGGAGUACCUGGUGGGCUACACGUACGCGAUCACACGCCGCUCGCUGCCCGCCUCCGCGCUCCCCCUCAUGUCCAUGCUACCCUUUACACUCCACCUCAAGUUCGCAGAUGUUAAGGCCGGCGAGGUAUCGGUGUCCGUGAGCCAGGAGAAGCUGUGGAACAGUGCGGCGGUGGUGCUGGCGCCGCGGCAGCGCGUGAGCCAGUUCGCCGAGGACGCGUGGACGCGGCUGUGGGCCGCGCUCGCCACGCCGCCGCGCCGCCGCCUGCGCCCGCCCGACGUGCUCGAGCGCCUGCGCGUGUCGCUGCACUGCUACCAGCCAGAAGCCUUAUCUCGCUGUAGUACACCACUUUCGCCGACAGCGAACGCGCCUUUAGCUUCGCGAAGGCCGUCCUUUGCGCCACAAGACGCAUUACCUUUCUACGAGUUGGAUGUCUGCACUGCUAGCAAACAAGAGCACAUUAUCGCCGCGAGAUGAGAUGGACCCCACGCACGCGCUGAUCCUGUUUAAGAUCCUGGAGCAGUACUACCUGGCGACGGAGUCGAUCGCGUUCCCGCUGCCGCAGGGUUUCAGCUCGUUCUUUACAUACCUUGGAUACCGCACUUUACCGUUUCACGCCUUCGUGCAGUACGUGCACCGGAACAUCUUUGAACUGCAGAUCGACGUGCUCAAGGCGAUCAUAACAGGUAAAGACGACGAGGAUAAGCGUGUGGUGAACAACAAGCUGCGGCUGGUGCAGCUGGCGGGCGAGGCGCGCGGCAAGCGGGCGCUGUGCGCGUGGCAACACCGCGCCGCGCUGCAGCUGCGCGCGCGCGAGCACGCCGCCGCGCUGCUCAGUGGCGGCCCGCCCACGCACGAGCGCGCGCGCCACCGCCCCGCGCGCGAGCCCGCAGGUAUAGCAGCACUACCAUCAGGUGAGCGACUCUCGCCGUUGGAUACAUUCCUAGACCUACUGACAGCUAAGGCAAGCCUAAAUGAACUGGAUUUCAACCUCAUCAUAGAAGCCACUCUCGCUUCUAUACAGCACGAAAAAGCUAUUUGAUC
This is a messenger RNA of Parnassius mnemosyne (clouded apollo), 2652 nucleotides long. Lineage: Eukaryota; Metazoa; Arthropoda; Insecta; Lepidoptera; Papilionidae. The record is from the annotation of a GenBank genome assembly.